Pocillopora meandrina is the source of this 3962-nucleotide messenger RNA. The record is from the annotation of a GenBank genome assembly. NCBI's taxonomy places the organism in Eukaryota, Metazoa, Cnidaria, Anthozoa, Scleractinia, Pocilloporidae.
UUAUCAACAUGGCGGAUGACGAACAAGAAUGCUACAAUAAGGUACAGUACAAACUCCCAGGGCCUACAGGACCGGAAUCGACCCAAAUACCCUUUUAAUUUAUUUCGGCCCCUACUAGUUUACGCUUCGCAGGUUUCAUUUGCAAUUUGUGGGUCUCAAGCCGAUCAGACAUAGUUUGGCGAUCAAAGAACGUGUGCUCAGAAGAAUCUUCAGCAGAAUCUUUCAUAUGGUUUCUCUUCGCACGUUUGGACUUUUUGCAUCAUUGGUUCGUCACAAGACUUUGUGUCAUCCAAUUAUGUCAGAAAUCGUGUCAGUAAAAUUGACUUCCGCUUGUGGUUGUCCGAUCUUGCUCGUCAAUCACUCCGUUACCAAAAUGAUAAACUUCAUUUAACAUAAACUAUUAAAUUGCAUGCAUUCACAAAAUUGACUGCACUCUGCAUAUGUUGAAUAUGUUAAUUUCAAGGUGGUCUUUCUCACGUCUAAUUUCAGCAAAAUCAGCCAGUUGGAAGUGAAAGCGAUGAUGAUAUCCCUCAGUUAUCGGCUCAUACUCUGGCAGCUUUGCAGGAAUUUUAUGCUAAAGAGAAACAAAGGCAGGAAUCAGAAGCAUCACAAGAAAAUCAGGAAAUAAGCGAGGACUGGGUCUGUCAAUCAAGCAAAUGAUUCAAAUUGCUUUUUUUUUCUGGGCUCCUCAAUCAGGCUUUUGCAAGGAAAUUUCUGAAGGCCAUGAAAAACCAAUUUGUGUUUUGUGGUUCUUUUUGUCUUGUUUAUUGUUCAUUUUGCUUUUUGCUCUCAUAGCAAUUGAGUCAGUUUUGGUAUGACAACAGAACAGCCACAAUAUUGGCAGAAGAAGCUCUAAGAGCAUCACAAAAUGGCAGGUGAGGAAAAUUAGGUUGUAAAGAUUGGAGGUAAGUAGAACACAACUUCUGUAUAGAGAGGUCCUUUCUCUAAGAAAGAAGAGUCUUUCCAAAGAACAUAUGAAAAUGAACCUGUGUAGGUGGUAAACCUGGAUGUUGACCUUUAUAUAUGUGGCUGUUGCAUACCCCACCAGACAAGAGAUUAACUGAUAAGAGCCAAAUGCAAUUCAAUACUUGUAUUUUGACUUUACUCAGAAAUGACAAAUAUACCCUGUGCACCUUCCAGUUAUUUGUUUUAAAGCCUAUAAUAUAUAAAGCAGAAUAGUAGAGACCUUCAAAUAAAUAUAAAUUUUAUACCCAAAGACUACGCACAUAAUAAUGCCAGUGGUUUAUUUCCAUGAGGAAGGGAGAAGGGUCUUAUUGGACCAUUAAUUAUAGGCUAAUGUCAGUUAUAAUGAUAAUAAUAUACAUGAACAAAUUGCCUUGUCUUAUUGAUCAAAAACAAGUACAUUUUUUAUGUAGCAGGAGUGCAAAGCUGUAACACAAGUGCAAAUUACUAAUAGCAUCCACGUUCUGCUAAAAUUUUGUCCAUCUUGACUUUCUGUGAUGUGUUUUUCAUGUAAAUUAUUAACAAGUAACAACAUGAUUUCUCAUACAAUUUUGUGGAAAUAUGCACUUGUAAAUUUUUCAAAGACUAGAAAUCUUCACAUGCCCUACAUGCUCGUGCAGUUUUGCUGUCUUUGAAAAUAUUUACUUGUGCUUAUCAAUGCCAAAUUGCACUCAAAAUCAUGUUGCUACCUAUACUAAUUCAAAGUUACUUCUAAUUUUCCUUGUUAAAUUCCAGAAUAGCUUGCCUUUGUUCACCAACUUUGUACAAAAAACUACUUGAAAUCAAACCAGAGGGAUGUGAAGCAAAAGUCUUCGAAUAUGACAGAAGAUUCUCUGUAUUUGGUGAAGAUUUUGUUUUCUAUGACUACAAGAAGCCGUUGGACUUCCCUGCUUCAGUCACUGAGCACUCCUUUGAUAUAGUUGUGGCUGAUCCCCCUUUCCUCUCAGAAGAAUGCCUCAGAAAAACUGCAGAGACAAUAAAAUACCUUGGAAAAGAAAAAAUUAUCUUAUGCACUGGUAAGUAUCAGUGACAAGUACAAAACUGUCUUGAUUACAGUCAUGAGUUAUAGAGUCAAACAUGUUAUCAGUAGCCGUGCUGUCAAUAUGUGUUGAUACAUUCUUAAAUUUUUUAUAUAAAAUAGAGCAUACUAAUAAUGAAAAUUAAGAUUAUUAUUAACCAUUUGAUCCCUGAGUAACUAACAUCUAAUUUCUUCCUUCAGUCACCCCUGAAUCACACUUAGAGGUCACAAGAAUAAAGGGAAUGAUCACCAACUAAUGAUGCUCUUGAUUGUUGAACAAAUUCUCCUUGCCCACACCUUAGAAAAUGUAUAGAGAACAGUAUGGAGAAUAUACAAACUGGUGUUCAGUUGUGAAGGGUUUAUUAGGGAGAAAGAUGUUUGGGGGAUGAAACAUUGUACUCUCUGAAGUUGCUGAAAAAGAAAUGCAUAGACCUUGCUUGAGAGAGGUGGCUUUCUGACCUGAAUGCAAUGCUGAAACGUACUACUUGACUGUGUUUGUUGGUUUCAGGCCAAAUCAUGGAAGAUUUAGCUUUCAAGUUGCUCAGAGUAGAACCUUGCAAGUUCCAACCAAUACAUGCCAGGAACCUCGCCAAUAAAUUUGCUUGUUUUGUAAAUUAUGAUAGUGAGCUGGAUAAAUGACAGAGGCAUUUCUUUUAGAAGAUCAACAGUUUGUGAAUUCUUUUACACAGCUUGAGGCCUCAAAUUCUACUGCACAGUAAAGGCAUGUUAUUCAAUUUCUCAUCAUACUGAGCUAAAUCAUGUCAAUGGAUUUGCAGUGCUACAAUCUCAGUGGAAAGUGAAAACUGUUUAUGGUACAUACUUGCUAAAAACAGGGGAACACCAUUCUUGACAAUAGAAUACAAUAGUUCUUUCAUAAAAUCCCAGUCUCAUUAACAACAGAGAAAAAGUGCUCAUUUAGAAAUAAUCACCAUGUGUUAAGGCCAGGUUAAUAAUUUUAUGCAUAAAAAUGAAAUGUGUAGACAGUGUAUGUCAGAACACCUACCACAUACAAUUCUAAAAGGAUUUGCAUUGCAACAAGAAAAGUUUAACUCGAGAAAAUAUAAUUUUACAAUCAGAGAGUAGUACCACAGGGCUAGUAAUUAUCUCUAGAGCUUUGGGCUAUCACAGUAGUUUGGCAGAGAGUCUUAGAGUGUUUACACUUGUCAAUGACUUCCCAAUCAUUUUCAUAGAAGUGAAUGAAUGCUUCAAGGUCACUUUCUCCACAGCCCUUGCCAGUUUACAACAAUGAACUCCUUUCCUUUAACCACCCCUCCCUACCACCUUCACUGUCCAUUUGUAUUCAGUAAAUUCCCCCCCGUAGUAUUUCUCCUGCAUUCUGGAUGACAACCUAAGAGAGAUUGCUAUAAAUCUGUUGCCAUAAAUUUUGCAGUCUUAUAAGUUACACCACUCACAAUCUAUUCUAUGAUGGAUAAUGAAUAAAAUGAGCGUUUCAGCACAUACCCAUUUGUAUCUUUAUUCAAUAAAAAUGUUGACCUGUCUUGUGGUUACCAGUAAAUUUUGAACAAGAGAAAAUAGGAGGAUUUUUUUUGCUCUUGGUUUUGAAUGACUAGUAGGUUUAUACUACCUGUUAAAACAAUUAAACUAUUGGCUGCUAAUUUUCAUAUGUAAUAGUGUGAGGGCUUCUCUCUCACAAGCUAUUAGAUUGAUGUUUCCAAUGUCUCUGUCACCUUCCUUAUGGGCAAUUCCACACUUGCCCCAGGGUUAACAAUGGGCCAAGUGUCUGUUGAGUAAAGCUAUCUUUGAUGCUUUAAGUAGAAAACUAAGAGACUUCAAAAAUAGCAAUCAUCUCUCAAGAGUUCAAUUUGAAUCUAUACCAUACUCCUUACACUAUCGAUACAAUACCAAGCAGACAAGUGAUGGAAAUACAGAAAAAUAUCAAUUAGGGGAUUAUUAGUUGAUAAAACUAACAUAACAAAUGCAUGGCAAUCAGUAAGAAGAAUUUCAAAUGAGAUCUUGAGAG